This is a messenger RNA of Phycodurus eques (leafy seadragon), 625 nucleotides long. RefSeq names its product mitochondrial ribosomal protein L20 (gene mrpl20). The transcript has 4 exons. Gene Ontology annotation, molecular function: rRNA binding; structural constituent of ribosome. Bases 93 to 542 code for a protein of 149 amino acids. The record is from RefSeq and is a predicted model, not a curated record. Gene Ontology annotation, biological process: translation; ribosomal large subunit assembly. Gene Ontology annotation, cellular component: ribosome. NCBI's taxonomy places the organism in Eukaryota, Metazoa, Chordata, Actinopteri, Syngnathiformes, Syngnathidae.
GUGUGGAUUCUAUCGAAUGUCACAGUCAACACCGUGGCCUCAUUGUUGCUGUUGGGUUUUUUUUUUAGUAAGAAUUCUGUGGAGAGCCAAAAAUGGUAUUCCUGACGUUGUCCAACUGGAUUAGAAGCCGUGGACCGGACAGAUACUGGAAGGUUCAAGAACUUCUCAAGCAUGCACGGCAUUUCAGAGGCAGAAAGAACCGCUGUUACAGUCUGGCCGUGCGGGCUGUCAGGAGGGCUUUUGUCUACGCUACGAAAGGACGCAGGCUGAAGAAACGCAACAUUAGAACGCUGUGGAUCACACGCAUUGCUGCAGCGUCCCGAGAGCACGGCAUGAAGUAUCCUGUCCUCAUGAGCAACCUAAUCAAGAGCAGUGUUCAGCUCAACCGACGGGUUAUCAGCGACCUGGCCAUCACGGAACCCAGGUCGUUCCUCGCCCUCGCGAAGCUGGCCCGGGCCCGGCAGCAAGAAGGCUUCUGUGCAGCGCUGGGUGACGGCAAAGAACCUCCCGGUGUCUUCUCCCGUGUUGUUGUGCAACAGUAGUGGACGCGCUACUGGCCUCAGUAUUGUGGAGCUGUUCAUUAAACGGGCACAUACAAUCGAUUUGGUUUAGUUGUUUUUUUUUU